Molecule: messenger RNA, 2204 nt
Organism: Aquila chrysaetos chrysaetos
Lineage: Eukaryota; Metazoa; Chordata; Aves; Accipitriformes; Accipitridae
Gene: GDF2
Product: growth differentiation factor 2
Exons: 2
Coding region: 343-1629 (428 amino acids)
Biological process (GO): BMP signaling pathway; SMAD protein signal transduction
Cellular component (GO): extracellular region
Molecular function (GO): growth factor activity; cytokine activity
Source: RefSeq, a predicted model, not a curated record
AUGUGGAUUCUUUACAAUAUACAAUGUCCUUCCCACCAGCCACAUGUGUUUGUCAAAUGUUUACAGAAUCUUCAUUAACUAAGAGCUUUGCUAGAUAACAGAAGCUGAAGCAUGGCAUCAAUGACUCUGAUAAGGGCAAGCGUACAACCAAUCUGCUUGACAACUGACAAGAGGCUGGGGUUUGAAGCAGACUGCAAAAAGAACACAAGAAAGUGAUUUGCAAAGAGCAUUCCAGUUUUUGCCUUCCAUCUCCUUUCCUCUGUCUGUAAUGAAACAAGACUUUUAAUCAGCUAAAAUACCCUUGUCCUCUUGUCUCUCCACCAGAAAGUAAAUAGAGAAGAAAUGCAUUAUUUUGGAGUAUUAGCUGCACUGUCUGUUUUCAACAUCAUUGCCUGUUUGACAAGAGGCAAGCCUUUGGAAGACUGGGACAAGUUAUCAGCUAUGGGAAAGUCUGAUGCACACUUUCAUGAUCCUGGGGAAGUGGAAGAUGAGACCCAUUUCGACUUUAAAUCUUUCCUGGAGAAUAUGAAGACAGAUUUACUAAGGAGUUUGAAUUUGUCAAGAGUCCCCUCACAAGUGAAGACCAAAGAAGAACCACCACAGUUCAUGAUUGAUUUAUACAACAGAUAUGCUGCAGACAAGUCCUCCAUCCCUGCAUCCAAUAUUGUAAGGAGCUUCAGUACUGAAGAUGUUGUUUCUUUAGCUUCACCAGAAGAAAAUCCAUUUCAGAAACACAUCUUGCUCUUCAACAUCUCUAUUCCACGAUAUGAGGAAAUCACCAGAGCUGAACUGAGAAUUUAUAUCUCCUGUCACAGGGAAGUUGGGUCUCUCUCUAGGCUGGAAGGCAACAUGGUCAUUUAUGAUGUUCUAGAUGGUGAUCACAGGGAAAACCCAGAAAGUACCAAAUCUUUCCUUGUCUCCCAUAAUAUCCAGGAAUGCGGUUGGGAGAUGUUUGAAGUGUCCAGCGCUGUGAAAAGAUGGGUCAGGGCAGACAAACUGAAGACUAAAAACAAGCUAGAGGUUGUUAUAGAGAGUAAGGCUCUGGGUGGUUUCACUUGUGGGAAGCUGGAUAUCAGUGUUACCUCUGACACUAAAAAUCUGCCCCUGUUAAUAGUGUUCUCCAAUGACCGCAGCAAUGGGACAAAAGAGACCAAAGUGGAGCUCCGGGAGAUGAUUGUUCAUGAACAAGAAAGUGUGAUAAAGAAAUUAGGAAAGAACAACACUUCGUCUGAAGAGGAAGAACAGGGAGAGGAAAAGGCCAUCACUGGGCCCCACCAGCAUUCCUCCAGAAGCAAGAGAAGCAUCGGAGCCAACCACUGCCGGAGAACUUCCCUCCACGUGAACUUUGAAGAGAUUGGCUGGGAUUCCUGGAUCAUUGCACCAAAAGAUUAUGAGGCUUUUGAGUGUAAAGGAGGUUGCUUCUUCCCUCUGACAGAUAACGUUACCCCAACAAAACAUGCUAUUGUCCAAACUCUGGUGCAUCUCCAAAACCCAAAGAAAGCUUCCAAGGCCUGUUGUGUUCCAACAAAAUUGGAUUCAAUCUCCAUUCUGUAUAAGGAUGAUGCUGGUGUGCCCACUCUGAUAUAUAACUAUGAAGGGAUGAAAGUGGCAGAGUGUGGCUGCAGGUAGUAUACAAGGCAGAAUCUCUAAGAAUCCCCUUCUUCUGCUCUGUGUAAAUCUGUACAUUAGUGAUGCAAAUGAAAAUCCUUGCAAACAAGGUUUGGAGCACGGUGUGGGGCUGGUUGUUGUUGCUGCUGCUUGUUUUAAAGGAAAACUGGCAUUUAAAGAAUGGCAAUCAUUGUAAAUAGCCUGUAUUACAUAUCACAGCAAAGUGAAUACUGGAUUAAAAUAUUGUGAGAUUGAAUGAACUAUCCAUUAUUUGGCAACAGUGAUACAAUUUGAAUACCUUAUUUCAACUUUUUUGUUUAAUCGAUUCUGUUUAGGUCACAAGCUAAAGAAUUUUCAAUGGGGAUUUAGUAUGUCCUGUAAAUGUUUAAUAGGUAUUGAAAUCUAAUUCUCUCAGCCAACUCUGACAUUUUCAACUUCUGCAAAACUCAGUAAACGGAAUUUAGUCUGCAUGGUAAAGUCAGGAGUCUAAAUCCUGCAAGCCUUUUCUCAUAUCAGUAAUCUCAGAGGUUUUUACAUGCAAAUUAUUUACUCCUGUAAGUGAAGAUUUGCAGUAUUAAAAACAGAAGAGGCUCUCA